GGUAGUGGUGAUGAGAAAGAUGAUGAUGGUGAUAAUGAUAGCUAAUGGUAACUAGUAUAAUUCUAUCGGACAAGUAAACUAGAAUUUUAGGACGUGCUGAGGCAUAUUCGCUCAGUUCAAUAGACCUAUUCCGAAUUCGACGCUUGACUGAUUACGAAACAAUGGUUACAAGUUGAGAUUGAACUUGAUGAAUAAAAGAAACAAGUCUAAUCUAGCUCUAGAUUAGUCUCCCUUGCAUCCGUUUUUAGUGUCGGUCGUCAUAGUUAUAAAUUUCCAUGAUCAUGACUAUGAUCGACAAAAUUGGAAGAGCCCGAUAGGCCAACUCACAAAAGAAAAGCAAUCAGGAAACACAAUGGCCUCAAACAACGACAUAAAAAUCCGCAAGAAUGAGGAAAGAAUAGCAGAUUUGGAGAAACAGUUGAGGGUAUGUCUCAGGAAAGAAAAAAAACAUGAAGAUGAGAUCAAAGCUUUAAAAAAGAAAAUACAAGACCUGGAAGAGGAGAAUAAAGAGUUGGCCAAACAACUGCAAGAAAUAAAAGCAAGCAAAGAUCGAGAUGACAGUGUGCUCAUUCUUAUACAAAUUGGCACAACCAUGCAGAGAAACAUGUGCAAGUAUGUCCUGGGAAAAUGCUUUGAAACCUGGCGUUUCUACAAGUUUAAAAAAAUUAACAGCUACAUUGAAGAACUUGGUGCGCAACCGGCCGAUCAAAUUUCGGCAAAACAACGGCUGACGGAGUUAAACCAAAAGAUUUCUUGGGACCAAAAUUUGGUGGAUAGUCUUAAAAACCUUAAUCAAACGAGAAUCGGCAUUGCUCAUCCCGAGCUCAGCAGUGAAAAGAUCCAAAAAGCUACAGAGGUUUUGAGAGAGAUAGGAGAGUUGGACGACGAGUUGGUAGUCAAAUUAAACACACUGAAAGGACAAUGGAAAACCUCCGAAGAAAUGUUAAACAGGGCCGCUGGAGGUCCUGAAGAUGGUCCUGAAGGCGGUACGAUGAAUUGGUCUACCGCAGGACAAAGCCAAGACACCUAUGCCAGCAGGGCCGCUGGAGGUUCUGAAGAUGGUCCUGAAGGCGGUACGAUGAAUUUGUCUACCGCAGGACAAAGCCAAGACACCUAUGCCAGCAGGGCCGCUGGAGGACUUUACCUUGACACCAAAGCAUAGGGUGCCAGUUACUCAUGUACAUGGCCCAGUUACCGAUUGUGAAUGAUCGAUGGUUUUGCAUAAAUACGAACACUUUUAGCUUAUAAACAAUGCAAUUAUUUUGGAAAGGAUAUGUCCUUCCAAUUCACAUACACACACACCAAAAAACAAAAAAAACAACAACAAAAAUUACGUAUGAUAAUUUUACUCAGUAAAAAUCCUAUAAUCUAGUAUUUUUCAAAUGUUAUAUUUGUCUUUCAAUUCGACAAAAAACAGCAUUCUGAAGAAUUAAAGCAAGCUUACGAAUUUAACACUUAUCAAUUUCAAGCACUAAAGUAAGACUUUUUCAAAGUUUUAAAAAUAUAUAGAUCCCAAUAAGCUCAGGCUGACCACAAACGUGCAUCAAAUAUAUAUGCAAAUAUAUAGAUAUAGCCAUUUAAAA
Molecule: messenger RNA, 1583 nt
Organism: Actinia tenebrosa (Australian red waratah sea anemone)
Lineage: Eukaryota; Metazoa; Cnidaria; Anthozoa; Actiniaria; Actiniidae
Source: RefSeq, a predicted model, not a curated record